This is a messenger RNA of Cololabis saira (Pacific saury), 1218 nucleotides long. RefSeq names its product keratin-associated protein 5-4. The record is from RefSeq and is a predicted model, not a curated record. NCBI's taxonomy places the organism in Eukaryota, Metazoa, Chordata, Actinopteri, Beloniformes, Belonidae. The transcript has 5 exons. The coding region runs from base 242 to 583 and encodes 113 amino acids.
ACGCAGCUGGCGCCGCCACACCAGGAACCUCGACGGUUUCCAUGUUUCCAUUUACCCGAGUCUAACAUGCUGUUUUUCAGAUUUACUUUGCGAUUAUAACUGGAUGACCUUAUCAGACAUAACUAAAGGUGUGCUGAAGAUCACAAAUAUUAUUUAUAGGCCGAUAAAAGGGCGGGAGUUCAGAUGUCAGUGGUCCGUGAGAGUCUUGUGACAGUUAAAGUUUUCUCCACGGAGCUACACGAUGAAAGUGUUGGCUGUUUGGGAGCUGGCCAUCCCUCUUCCAGCAGUGAUGUUGAUCGUUGCAAGUCUUUACAUGAUCCUCCUGGGGACUGGGCUCUGGAUCCGACACUGCCUCAAGGACCGCUGUUCUUCAGAUUGCACUGAUUGUUGUCCACGUGUUUCUCUCUGUGAGCAAUGCUACAGACUGGCUGAAACGUGUAACUACCGCAUGCCAACCAUCCGCUCGUUCCUGCCUAACUCAUGCUGUUCACCAUCCUGUGCCAACAUGGACUGUUCCUGCGCCUGUCAGCCUCCGGCGUGUGAAGACUUCAGCUGUUUCUGCUUGGAGAUCCGGAUCAAGUAAAGGACAAAGGUGGACAUGUUUUUGCACUUCACACUUUUCAUUUUAUGCCUUUAGUUUGAGAGUUUACGUUACAAGGUGACAUGAACAGUUGGAAUUGAAGUCUCAGGCCGACUUCAUUAUCCGGGUCUUAAACCUCUUGUUGUUGUGUAUCGACAUGACUUCUUCUCCUUUACUCACUUCAAAUCAACCUGUUACUGCCUCAAAUACUAUAGCUUGUUCAUUUUCCAGAGUGUUUUUCCCCCACUGUAAUAAACUGAGUUAACAACACUAUUUAUAAGAACUGUGAUGGACUGGUGACCUGUCCAGGGUGUACCCCUACCUUUCACCUGAAGAGAGCUUGGAUUUGCUCGGGUAGACCCCUGUGACCCUAAAGUUUGAGUACGGUACAGUGUGGUGGAGCUGAUGUCUGUCUGGUCUGCUGCUCAGGACUGAUGCUCCAGAAGGUUUGUUCCACUGAAGUUCAUAGCAACUAUAAAAACACGGAUACACCUUUACAAAAAUGCUGGUGGAGGCCAUGGACCCCUGAGUAGUGGAGGUUGGCAGACUGAUUUCCAGCCUGACCACAUACUGAAGACCGUUGGACACUAAACUCCACUUUGUGCCCUGAUAUGUUCAUCUAUCUCUGAUUAUUGAAA